CUGCAACACGUGGAGCAGUGAUUAGUGCGAGUAGUCAGUGAGAUGUGUUCAUGUCACAUGACACUCGGGUAUAUAGUUUAGAUCCCGCCCUUACAUUUUCAGUUUCAGCAACACGGGUCUCCGGGAUCAUAUAGUUUUAUGUUUUCAUUAGUUUUCAUAAGUUUUCAUUAGUUUUCAUUAGUUUUCAUCAGUUUAUUCAGCGAAAUACAAUCUAUUCAAACCAAGAACGCUUUUUGAGUUUUUAACGGUACGGUCACGGCAACAAUAAAACUAUUUCCGGGGAAUAUGGAAGGAGACACGGAAAAAUCUGUCAUCUCUUCGCUGAAAACACGGUCAAGAGCGUCCACUUUAUCCUAUGCAAAAGCCAAGGCCAAGGCGAAAGCUUUAGAGGUAAAUUUGGAAUAUGUGAAGAAACAAACUGAAAUUAAACGCCAAAGAGCUUUGCUGGACGCUGAAUUUGAAUUAAUUUCGGCUCAGAAGGAUGCAGCAGCCGCUGCGGCAGAAGCCGCCGCCCUUGACACAGAUUCAGAUAGCUCAAACUCUGAUCUAGAAUCACUUUUUAAACUGCCUAUGGAUAAAACAAAGACUGAAAAAUACGUAGAAACUGUUCAAGGUCAAUUUAACACAGACACCCACGGUGUGACUGACGGAAUGGACCCCCACGGUGUGACUGGCGGAAUGGACCCCCACGGCGUGACUGACGGAAUGGACCCCCACGGCGUGACUGACGGAAUGGACCCCCAAAGUGUAACUGACGGCAAGGUUCCCCAUAGUGCAGCUGACGGAAUGGACCCCCACGGUGUGACUCACGGCAAGGAUCCUCACGGUGUAGCUGUCACGGCGGAUUCCCACGGUGCGAAAGGUGAAAUGCUCCAUACGGAUACCUAUGGUGUGUCAGACUUUGUUCCUCGCCAGUCGCGACAAGACGUGACCAGUGACUUUCCAGCCUAUCUUCGCGGUACACCCGGCUACUUUUCUCGCGGACCAGAGGUACCAAAUGCAUUCCUUCCAAAUGAUCCUCACGGAACGCCCGUCUUCUAUCCUCGCCAACAAGAUGUGCCCUAUCUUGUGCAGUGCAUCCCGCCUUUACCGCAGCCAGAGAUUCCAGUGUUUAAGGGUGAUGUAUUGACUUAUAGUGCAUUCAUGAUUUCUUUUGAAACUAGAAUAGAAUCUAGAGUUGCAUCAAACACUGAUAGAUUGUACUACCUUUAUCAAUACACAGAUGGUGAACCGAAAGAAUUGAUAAGUGGUUGUCUCUAUAUGCCAGAUGGGUACAAAAGGGCACGUGAAUUGUUGCAUAAAGAGUAUGGUAACGAAUACAAAAUUUCAAUGGCAUACUUGAAUAAAUUGUUAGCAUGGCCCGCUGUUAGAGCGGAGGAUAGUGUUGGUCUCAAGGGGCUUUCAGUGUAUUUAGUUAAGUGCCAUUCAGCAAUGCUUCAUUUGCAUAAUUUACAAGUUCUCAACCAUGCCCCCCACAUGCAAGCUAUUGUUAAAAAGCUCCCCAUGUACUCCCAGAACCGUUGGAGGGGUAUUGUUGCAAAGGUUGUCAGAGAUGAAAAAAGGUCUGUAGUGUUUUCAGAUUUGGUCACCUUUAUUGAACAUGAAUCAGAGGCAGUCAACGACCCGGUAUUCGGAAGGGAGGCACUUAAAUCCGAAGGUCCCAGUGUGCAGACUACUCGCUUUCCACAGACAAAGACAGCACGCACGUCACCUAUGAAGAGAACUCACACAUCACAUCCCCCAACGCCAAGGACCAGUGCACAUCCACCAGGUUCAAGUUUCGCUGUGAUCACUGAUCAGGUAUGUCCCCAUUGUCAACAAACCCACAAGCUGAAUGAAUGUAGUGCUUUCUUAGAAAUGCCCUUAUCCGAGAGAAAACAACUUUUAUUCAGCAAACGUCUUUGCAUGGCAUGUUUGGAGCCUAAUCACAUUGCUAAAGGGUGCUUGAAUAAACUUACCUGUUCAAAAUGUCACAAAAAACACCCUACAUCGUUACAUGACCCUGAUUUUCAACGCCAGAAUGCAGUUACUAAGGUCAAUGUGGUCAAUACUGCUGUCAAUACUUCAAACAGUACUUCUAUCAGUCAGUCAACCAUGAUAGUGCCAGUUUGGAUCUCGCAUGAAAGUAACCCAGAAAGAGAACAGCUCAUUUACGCCAUGCUUGACACUCAGUCAGAUAUUUCUUUUGUUCUGAGAAACACUUCUGAUUCCCUACAGUUACAAGGCACACCUGUUAAACUGUCAUUGUCAACCAUGUCUGCGUGUAAUCAGAUUUUGGACAGUAGCAAGAUCUCCGGUUUAUCCGUGCGUGCAUAUGACGGUUCCGAGAGAAUUACCUUACCACCCUGUUACACGAGAGACGUGAUACCAGCCAAUCGCGAUCAUAUUCCAUCCCCCGGCAUCGCCCACCAGUGGCCCCAUCUGCAACCGAUUGCUGAUAAAUUGAUUCCUCGAGGCGACUUUGAAGUAGGCUUACUCAUCGGGUACAACUGCCCAUCCGCUUUAUUCCCGCGAGAGGUCAUACCCCCUAUGAAUGACGGCCCUUACGCUCUUCGUACUAGCCUCGGUUGGAGUAUAGUGGGAACGGGACUCGUUAACUACGAUGGUGACCCAGGUUUCAUAAGUCAUCGUGUGAUGAUCCAUGAAGUGUCCCCAGAAGUCAAGUCGUCAUACCAAAUGAACGAGAAAGUGAUCUUCUGCAAACCGAAUCGUAUCAAGGAAAUAUUUGUACCAAAGCACGUUGCACAAAUGCUAGAACUCGAUUUUAAUGAUCAAAGGCUUGAUACUGUCGCGCCUUCCCGUGAAGAUUGCCGGUUUAUAGACAUACUCGAGAAAGGUAUCCACGUAACGAACGACGGACAUUACGAAAUGCCAUUGCCGUUUAGAAAGGAGAAUCCUGUUCUACCCAAUGACCGAGAAUUAGCUGUGAAACGCUUGUCGACUUUGCAAUCGCGUUUUACAAAGGACCCAAACUACGCUCGCGAAUACGCGAAAUUCAUGCAGUCGCUGAUAGACAACGGACACGCUGAAAGAGUCACGAGUGACGUCAGUAAAUGUACAUGGUAUAUUCCCCACCAUGGAGUGUACAAUAAACAAAAACUGCGUGUUGUAUUCGAUUGUAGUGCACGAUACAAGGACACGUCGUUGAACGGACAUCUACUGAAGGGACCUGACAUGACCAACUCUCUUAUUGGUGUUCUGCUGAGAUUUCGCCAUGAAACGGUCGCGUUCACGUGUGACAUUGAGAAAAUGUUUUAUCAAUUUCGUGUCAACGAAGAACACCGAGACUAUUUGAGAUUUCUGUGGUUUAAUGACAAUGACUUUGAAUCAGUACCUGUUGACUACCGAAUGUGUGUUCAUUUAUUCGGAGCAACCUCUUCUCCCAGCUGCGCAUCAUUUGCUUUAAAAAAGAUGGCCAGUUUACACGAACAUGAAUGCGGCUCCGAUGUGAAACACUUUAUUCACAGAAAUUUUUAUGUGGACGAUGGAUUGAAGUCGACUGCUACUGAAUCAGAUGCCAUAGAACUUCUGCGCCGAUCCAGACAGCUUUGUGAGAAGCGAGGCAUUCGUCUUCACAAGGUCAUCUCGAACUCUAAUGCAGUCAUCCAAUCAGUUCCACUUGGUGAUCGAGCCCACGACUGUGAUGUCAUUGACAUGAAUGCAGACAAGUACUUACCUGAGGGAGCCCUUGGUGUUCAAUGGUGUGUAGAAGUUGACCAGCUUCAGUUCCGAAUACUACUUAAAGAUAGGCCAUUAACUAGACGUGGUGUAUUGUCUACGAUCAGCUCGAUCUUUGACCCACUUGGAUUUGUUGCUCCAGUUGUCAUGGUCGGCAAGCGCAUUCUACAGGAACUGUGUGCUGAGAAUUUAGACUGGGACGACCCCAUACCCGACAACCUUCGAUCACGGUGGGAGCAAUGGAGGCUUGGUCUUCGCUCAUUGGAAUCUAUCAGUUUGAAACGCUGUUACAAGCCGCCUGAGUUUGGUUCAGUGUCAAUUACUGAAAUGCACCAUCUCCAUGACGCCAGCGCAGGAGGCUACGGAGAGUGUUCGUAUGUACGGCUCAUGAACGAAAGAGGACAAAUACACUGUUGUUUACUCAUGGGUAAAAGCAGGGUAGCACCGCUUAAGGCCGUUUCCAUUCCGAGACUCUUACCUCUGACAACCUAAAUGACCCAUGUUCCCUUGAGCCAUUAACCCCCAACCACUUGUUAACCACCAAAACAAAUGU
Messenger RNA from Lingula anatina, 4231 nucleotides. RefSeq lists its product as uncharacterized. The record is from RefSeq and is a predicted model, not a curated record. NCBI's taxonomy places the organism in Eukaryota, Metazoa, Brachiopoda, Lingulata, Lingulida, Lingulidae.